GCUCCCUAUCCCUAGCUCGAGCACGCUUCGCCCAUCAUUGGCAUACUCACAAACUCUGUGGACAAGGCGACAAUAUCUGCACUAUUUGCCGCCACCCUUCUGGUCUGCAUCAUGCUCGGCACGAAAACCAAACAGGUCUUUUCUUAUGGUCGUCGAGGCCACAGGAUCGUUAACGUCUCCGAAAGAGAUUCUGAGAAGCAGGAUGAGAACACGUCGGCAGGAUCUAUCAGCUCACGGAAGAAGCUGCAACCCGUCGUUCUACUAUCCAAACGUGCGAAACCUGCCAUCCGCCCAGUAGCUACACCCGCUUCCCCAGAACCCUCACCCUCACCAUCACCUCCACGCAAACGGAAAGUUAUCAAGAAGAGGCUUCCUUCAUCCCCACUUUCAUCCCCCGACUUCUCCUACAAACCGAAGCGAGUUCGGCAGAUUAUCGCCAAGUCCAAGGGCUCGCCCACGUCCAAACCUCUGUCGAGUUCAUCUCGAGGGUCAAACUCCCAAUCCUCCUCCGCUGUCACCGCCGCCUCAUUUUCUACACCGGGCUCUCGUACACCGCUCAGCUCUCAGUCUCCUAAUGUCCCACGGCUUGCAGCCCCUACAUUUGCUGGCAAGAAGAAGGGCAGAGUCUCCGGGAGCAAAGGCACGCCUCUCAAACAAUCACUGUCUCCUUUCGUGGAUGUAGACAUCGUGGUCGUAGACGACGCUGGUCAUCGUUUCAGCCACGAACGGAGGGUAUCCAGAACGGACGUGCAGGUCAAUCCUACUAUCUUUACCUCGCCACACGAAGACAGCGCGUUAAGCUCGGACAGCGACGGGGAGUAUCUUCCUGCGCCAAAGAGGCCAUCGAAACGAUCUCGAGCAAAAAUCGUCAUCAGCUCGUCUGACGAGUCGGAUGCGCCGGCUUCUUCCCAUCGACCGCCAAAAGCAGCAUCUUCCAGGACCAGUGCUCCCAAGCCUCCUUCGCGACCUGCAAAGGCCCCGCCUGCAGCACCUUCCGUCGAUCCCGUAGCUCGUAACAAUCUGGUUCUUAACCGUCCCGUACCUAGUGACCAUUCAAAGCGCCCCGAAACAAACGGAACGGCGCCUUCAAAGCCAGUUGUCCAGGCCCCAAAUGUCGUACAUUCGUCUAACAAGCCUAGUAUCGGCGGGCAUGCCGAUCAAGGCAAACUGCCACUACCUAAAGCGAAACCCUCACGAUCUGCACUCGAACCAGCCCUCUAUAUCGACACUACUCAACGUCGCCACUCGCCCAUGCCCGCACGCUCGAAGCCAAGACCGCUCACGCCUGCACGCUACAGGCAUUCUGUAUUUCCACGGCCACCCUCCCCGCUUUCGUCUUCCACGAGUGACGACGACUAUGACCUCUCCGUCGACCUAGCCGAACUCACCCUCUCCGACACACCUCACCAGUCUGAACCCACGAUUCCUCCUCCCUCGUACCUCCUGCCGCUUCUGACAGAAUGUGGCCAAACCACUGCACACGAAUUCUCCGCCUUCAUCGAGUCUUUUCCGUUCGACCCGAUUGUGCAGCAGAACUCUGAUGCGGGCAAAGUCGCAUUCCAGAAGAUCGGCGAGGCGUCGUACUCUGAGGUAUUCGGGAUCGGAGACGUUGUCCUGAAGGUCAUUCCUCUGAGUGACGAGGACAUCAAGUCUGGUGGUGCUGGAUUUGGUGAGGCGGAGACGCCUGCGCCGAGCAAUGCGAGGGAUGUCUUGAAGGAGAUGAUUGUGACGAGGGCAAUGGGCGAGAUGUGUGAUGGGUUCGUGAAGUUGUUGAGGACGUAUGUCGUUCGGGGGAAAUAUCCUUCACUUUUGCUCGAUUUGUGGGAUGGGUACCACGAGCGGAAGGGUUCAGAGAGUAUCCGACCUGAUUCCUUCACGGUCUCUCAAGUUUAUGCUAUCAUUGUGCUCCCGAACGGUGGUCCUGACCUUGAGGCGUAUACUUUCUCCGCUGCGUCGAAGACAGGCUGGAGACAAGCAUGCAGCCUCUUCUGGCAAGUCACACGCGCACUCGCUCAGGCCGAGAAUCUGGUUUCGUUCGAGCAUCGCGACCUUCAUUGGGGCCAGAUCCUGGUCAAGAACGCGCCCUCCAGCAUACCAGCGCCCAAACGCACUACCACGAAGGGGAAACUUCCCAUGGACCAUCCUGCCCAUGGAAUCGAGGCUACCGUUAUUGAUCUUGGCCUGGCUCGGAUGGACGCGGUGCACGAGGACGGUGAACUAGACGUGCGGUGGACACCAUUCGACGAGGAGAUUUUCGAAGGCGAAGGCGACUACCAAUUCGACGUCUAUCGCUACAUGCGGAACCAUAACAGUGGCGACUGGGAGACUUUCCAACCUCUGACCAACGUCAUGUGGCUGCACUACCUCGUCCAAAAACUCCUCCACUAUAAACGUCUCCGCCAACCCACCUCCCGCAACGCCAGCAUCUCAGUCUCAGCCUCUACGUCAUCCGUCUACACCGAACGCGAAUGCUACGACUCCCUCGUGGAGAUGGAAGCCGUGCUCGCGUCGGCGGUCGAGGUCGCGAAGAAGCUGAAACCGAAAGCUAAGAAGGCGACGAGUGGGAAGAAGAAGGUGGUGGCGGGGCCGAAGAGUGCGGAGGAGGUGCUGAUGUUUGGGAGGGAGAAGGGGUGGGUGAGGAAGCAGUGAGGUGAGGUCCAUGUUGGCGUUGGAGAGAGGGUA
Stereum hirsutum FP-91666 SS1 is the source of this 2682-nucleotide messenger RNA. RefSeq lists its product as uncharacterized. Gene Ontology annotation, molecular function: histone H3T3 kinase activity. NCBI's taxonomy places the organism in Eukaryota, Fungi, Basidiomycota, Agaricomycetes, Russulales, Stereaceae. The transcript is spliced from 5 exons. The record is from RefSeq and is a predicted model, not a curated record. Gene Ontology annotation, cellular component: nucleus; cytoplasm. Gene Ontology annotation, biological process: mitotic cell cycle; intracellular signal transduction. Bases 112 to 2649 code for a protein of 845 amino acids.